Messenger RNA from Babesia microti strain RI, 1452 nucleotides. RefSeq lists its product as hypothetical. The record is from RefSeq and is a predicted model, not a curated record. Bases 1 to 1452 code for a protein of 483 amino acids. The transcript has a single exon. NCBI's taxonomy places the organism in Eukaryota, Apicomplexa, Aconoidasida, Piroplasmida, Babesiidae.
AUGCAUAUUGAUUUGGAAAAUAAGCAAUGGAGUAGCAGGAGGUUUAGUGAGGAUGAUAUUUGUAAUUUUUUGAAAAGUUACAAGCUUCUAGACAUUGCAAAAUAUUUCUACAAUUCAUCUUCUAUCAUUUCUCCGAAUGACUACAGGUCACUCAAAGAUAUAUACACCUCAUACUACAGUAACUCCGUUAGUAACGGUGGGAUUAGGACUUACAACGAUGAUUUCUUGGAUUAUAUAAAUGCUACAUCAGCCAAAUUAUAUGAUUUUGGUACAACAAAUGUUGUUAAUUUUUCAUUGUCUGAAUACGCAGUAAUGAACAGUUUUAAUGGAGUAAAAAUGUCUGACUAUACGCGCUACGAAUGUAGUAUGUUAAAUGAUCUGGUUUUGGUGGAUAAUCUGUAUUGGAGUGAUGAUUCUGAUGAAGAAAAUGUUGAUUUAUCGCCCAAUUCAAGUGAAAGUUUGGAUAUUAGUAUGGCAAAGAUAGGAUAUAACGCAGUAAUACAAUGUGUACAGGAUAAACAAUCCACCGCGCAUUUAAAACAAUUGAUCAUGCGACAGGAUUUGGUAGCUAGACUUGAAAGUAGAUUGAGAGUAAAUAUCUACAACAAUUCUGGCUUGAUAUAUAACGUUUUGUUUAUGGAUUCCAUCGGUUUAAUCCGAUUACUCAAUAGUUACUGUUGCUGUAUAAACAAAAAGUUGAUUAGGGCCCAUGUAACAAUCGUGGAUGGUAUAAUGAUAGAUAAUGUUUUUGAUGUAAAUGAUAGUUACAUUGUAUGUUUUCUAGAUACUAUUUCACUAAACACUUCAGAACCAAGUAAAUUAAUUGCGAUAAUAGAUAUCAUUGUAAGUGAAUGCGGCAUUGGCAAAAAUAAUUAUAACAUUUAUCAUAUGAUAAUUGGUGAUGAAUGUAACUUAUCGUAUUUUACUCACGGUGGAACUUCUGAAUUUGAUAUUCUAUCUGUAGUAAACAGAAACAAGGUCAUAUGUAUCCCAUUUAUCACAAAUGGUGAAAUCAAGAAGUGGCUUGAACAGUGGCUAAAUUUGAAACUACAUCCAAUUGCAAAUUUGAACUCAGAAUUGAUGAAUGUGUUGGAUAGAAUCAUCAGGUCACUAGGCACAACAAUGGAUAAAUACUUGAUCUGCAUCCUACCUGUAUCACUAAGUGAUAUAACUUUGUUUGAUGAAAGAUUUUCUUUGAAUUUGGCAUCAAGUGACACAAGUAUGCAUAAAGCGAUUGAUUUGCUAAGCUCCGCGAUUGGAGACACGAAUGUCAAACAUAUAUUGGAAUCAAUUGCCUACAGGGAUGCCAAAAUUUUAUACUAUAACCUAAUUGGUACUGAGAAGAUACAUAAUCAUGUGCCAGUUGACAAUGAGCUAUUUAAUUUGUUAGAUCAAGAAAUUUCCAAACAAAAUUUAACUAAUAAUAUCUUGGGUUACUGUGGAACCCACUAA